AUGUCGACUACAGAUACCUCAACUCCAAUCAUCAGUUUCAAUGAAUUCUCCGUCCCUGGUCAGAUGAAAAUCUUUCCUGAGUCGAGCUUUCUCAAACAGAGACGUGCGCCUAGGCUUCCUGCGCCAGCUAAGGUCAGAGCUUAUAAUGAGGAGUCGGAUAUUAUUCGUACUACCAGCUUCGAUCGCCCACUACCUAUCAUAUUCUUAUCGCUAGGAUUACUUAUUAAUUACGGUAAUAAUUUCACAAUUCUUAAAACUCUGACCCAGAAGAUAGUAUCCCUGUACAUAUCCCUGAUAGAGGGAGUAACUUUGCAAGAAAGAUGGUGCAACAAAAACGAGGACGAGAGGCGGGCUAUUUGUAAAGAACUUAAAAAAAUGGCAAAGGCGCUGCGAGCUUUAGAGCAGGAUAAGCACGAUCGAUUUUUUUGGAGACUAGGCAAGCAAUUACUGAACGACAUAUUCUUGGCAUACCGCCCAGAUCUCAGAGGGCCGUUCGUAGGCUUAAAUGCCGUUCAGCAGUUCCAAGAUGCUUGCGGAAUCGAGAUUGAUAGCGAAGUGCCAAUUGUGUUCACACACGAUGAUCUCGUCCUGCCCAACGUCAUCUUGUCGCUGGGGCGAAAUCCGAAAGUGGCAGCUAUCAUUGACUGGGGCUAG
Messenger RNA from Colletotrichum orchidophilum, 654 nucleotides. RefSeq names its product phosphotransferase enzyme family protein. The record is from RefSeq and is a predicted model, not a curated record. Lineage: Eukaryota; Fungi; Ascomycota; Sordariomycetes; Glomerellales; Glomerellaceae. Bases 1 to 654 code for a protein of 217 amino acids. The transcript has 3 exons.